AUGAUCUGCUUUUCAGAUAAUACCAUCCAGUCGAUUUUCUGCUGUUGCUGUUCCGUGCAGAAGCGACAAGUGAGGACACAAAUAAGCCUUAGCAAAGAUGAAGAACUUUCAGAAAAAUACACGCAGCGUCGCAGACCAUGGUUCAGUGAAUUGCCAAGUAAGAAGCAAUCCAACAGGGGCCGAGUGCAGCCAUCAAAACGCAAGCCGCUGCCUCCCCUCCCAGCCUCUGAGUUUGCUGAAGAGAAGAUCCAAGUCAAGGCACUGUAUGAUUUCCUGCCCAGAGAGCCCUGUGAUUUAGCCUUAAAGAGGGCAGAGGAAUACCUGAUCUUGGAGAAGUGUAAUCCUCACUGGUGGAAGGCAAGAGACCGCUUGGGGAAUGAAGGCUUAAUUCCAAGCAACUAUGUGACUGAAAACAAACCAACCAACUUAGAAAUAUAUGAGUGGUACCAUAGAAAUAUCACCAGAAAUCAGGCAGAACGUCUCUUGAGACAAGAGUCUAAAGAAGGUGCAUUUAUUGUCAGAGAUUCAAGACAUUUGGGAUCCUACACCAUUUCUGUGUUUAUAAGAGCUGGGAGAAGUAUGGAGGCUACCAUCAAACAUUAUCAGAUUAAAAGGAAUGACUCAGGACAGUGGUACGUGGCUGAAAGACACCUCUUUCAAUCAAUCCCCGAGCUGAUCUGGUAUCACCAGCACAAUGCAGCUGGGCUCAUGUCCCGUCUCCGCCACCCAGUUGGGCUGAUGGGCAGUUGUUUGCCGGCCACAGCUGGUUUUAGCUAUGAAAAGUGGGAGAUAGAUCCAUCUGAGUUGGCUUUUGUAAAGGAGAUUGGAAGCGGCCAGUUUGGAGUGGUCUAUUUAGGCCAAUGGCGAGCACAUGUCCAGGUAGCUAUCAAGGCCAUCAGUGAAGGCUCCAUGUCUGAAGAGGAUUUCAUUGAAGAGGCUAAAGUGAUGAUGAAGUUAUCUCAUUCAAGGCUCGUUCAGCUUUAUGGAGUGUGUAUACAGCAGAAGCCUCUUUAUAUUGUGACGGAGUUUAUGGAAAAUGGCUGCCUGCUUAACUAUCUCAGAGAGAGGAAAGGAAAACUUAGGAAGGAGAUGCUACUGAGUGCAUGUCAAGAUAUCUGUGAAGGAAUGGAGUAUCUGGAGAGAAACUGCUUUAUCCACAGGGAUUUAGCCGCGAGGAAUUGUUUGGUCAGUUCUACAAGUAUAGUAAAAAUUUCGGACUUUGGAAUGACAAGGUACGUUUUGGAUGAUGAAUAUAUCAGUUCUUCUGGAGCCAAGUUCCCAGUCAAGUGGUCCCCUCCUGAAGUUUUCCAUUUCAAUAAGUAUAGCAGCAAAUCUGAUGUGUGGUCAUUUGGAGUUUUGAUGUGGGAAGUUUUUACAGAAGGAAAAAUGCCUUUUGAAAAUAAGUCAAAUUUGCAAGUUGUGGAAGCGAUUUCUAAAGGCUUCAGGCUGUACCGACCUCACCUGGCACCGAUUUCCAUAUAUGAAGUCAUGUACAGCUGCUGGCAUGAGAAACCUAAAGGCCGCCCGACGUUUGCUGAGCUGCUGCAGGUUCUCACAGAGAUUGCAGAAACCUGGUGA
This is a messenger RNA of Eubalaena glacialis (North Atlantic right whale), 1578 nucleotides long. It is a transcript of the gene TXK, whose product is annotated as TXK tyrosine kinase. Gene Ontology annotation, biological process: peptidyl-tyrosine autophosphorylation; regulation of platelet activation; adaptive immune response. NCBI's taxonomy places the organism in Eukaryota, Metazoa, Chordata, Mammalia, Artiodactyla, Balaenidae. The transcript is spliced from 14 exons. Bases 1 to 1578 code for a protein of 525 amino acids. Gene Ontology annotation, molecular function: ATP binding; protein binding; non-membrane spanning protein tyrosine kinase activity. The record is from RefSeq and is a predicted model, not a curated record.